Messenger RNA from Aphanomyces invadans, 153 nucleotides. RefSeq lists its product as hypothetical. The transcript is spliced from 2 exons. NCBI's taxonomy places the organism in Eukaryota, Oomycota, Saprolegniomycetes, Saprolegniales, Verrucalvaceae. The record is from RefSeq and is a predicted model, not a curated record. The coding region runs from base 1 to 153 and encodes 50 amino acids.
AUGUCGUUGUGUAGACUUGUGAACAAAAUCGACGCAGCAAUCGAGGACAGCCAUGGCCAAAUGCUGCAUUGCGAAGUCAGUGGCAAGAUCAACGGCCACAGCGGUCUCUCCAGCGUCCUAGACCUCACCAUCAUGUAUGUGGAUAAGGACUAA